Clonostachys solani is the source of this 612-nucleotide messenger RNA. The record is from the annotation of a GenBank genome assembly. Lineage: Eukaryota; Fungi; Ascomycota; Sordariomycetes; Hypocreales; Bionectriaceae.
AUGAGCUUCACUGUCAUCAUCUGUCCCGGGGCUUGGCCUCUGGUUUCUUUCUUUGAGCCACUUAUCCAAGCCUUCAAGGACCGAGGGCAUGCAGUCGUUUGCAAAGUUCGAGAUUCCUACCCAACGUUCGAUCCCAUGAACCCACCUGCCUUGAACCCGGAUACCGAUUAUCUUCGCACACAGGUUCUGGGACCCGCUAUUGAAACCGGUGUUGACGUUGUGGUGUUCAUGCAUUCGUAUGGUGGGAUAUACGGAGCUGAAGCGCUCAAAGGCCUAAGCAAGCAGGAGAGGGCGGCCAAAGGUCUGGAGGGUGGCGUCAUUGCUGCUAUUCUGACCUGCGCUUUCGUGGGCUCCACGGGGAGUACGGCCCUGGAUUUGCAUUGGGACCCAUAUCAAGAUCCCAACUUCAAGGGGAAACUCGGCUUCAUCUACACUGGGGCGGAUCGGAUUUUCCCUAUCGAGGCCCAGCGGCAGGCUGUUUCCAAAGCGGAAAUCAAGCACACCUAUCUUUUGGAAGACUCAUCGCACUCGCCUCAUCUGGAACAGCCUGAAAACUUAGCGGGCCUUGUAAUUGAUAUGGUGCGAGACAUUACAGGCGGCACGAAGAUCUAG